Messenger RNA from Hipposideros armiger (great roundleaf bat), 1079 nucleotides. RefSeq names its product pancreatic lipase-related protein 2-like. NCBI's taxonomy places the organism in Eukaryota, Metazoa, Chordata, Mammalia, Chiroptera, Hipposideridae. Gene Ontology annotation, biological process: phospholipid catabolic process; triglyceride catabolic process. The annotation marks the transcript as partial. Gene Ontology annotation, molecular function: galactolipase activity; lipoprotein lipase activity; glycerophospholipase activity. The transcript has 9 exons. The record is from RefSeq and is a predicted model, not a curated record.
GAUAACCUCGGUUCAAAGCACACAUGGGCAGAGCCCUAUCUGUCCUGCCUGUCCUUUUCUCCAAGGAGUCCAAAGGAUAAAGCCCGGUUAUAAAAAGCCACGGCCAACCCGCUGGGCUGUGAGUGAAGCUCUGCUGUCUCACAAUGCCGCCCACAUGGAUCACCGGCUUUCUCCUGCUGGCCACAGUCAGAGGAAUGGAGAUCUGCUAUGGACCUUUAGGCUGCUUUUCUGAUGAAAAACCAUGGGGCGGGACCCUUCAACGGCCUUUAAAGAUGUUUCCCUGGGCCCCCCAGGACAUUGACACCCAAUUUCUUCUGUUCACAAACGAGAAUCCGAACAACUACCAACGGAUUUCUCCCACGGACCUAUCCACCAUCGAGGCUUCAAACUUCCAACUGGGCCGAAAGACGCGCUUCAUCAUCCACGGCUUCAUAGACAAGGGGGAGGAGAGCUGGCUGAUCGACAUGUGCAAGAAAAUGUUUCAAGUGGAGGAGGUGAACUGCAUUUGUGUGGAUUGGAGACGUGGGGCCCGGACACAAUAUACCCAAGCUGUCCACAACAUUCGGGUCGUGGGAGCACAGAUAGCUUUCUUAAUACAAGGACUGUCGACCGAGCUGGGCUACGGUCCCGAGAACGUGCACCUCAUCGGCCACAGCCUGGGCGCGCACGCGGCUGCGGAGGCGGGCAGGAGACUGGAGGGCAGCGUGGGCAGGAUCACAGGACUGGAUCCGGCAGAGCCCUGCUUCCAGGGCACGUCUGAGGAGGUUCGGCUGGACCCGUCCGAUGCCAUGUUUGUGGAUGUGAUUCACACGGACAUUGCUCCCAUAGUCCCUUUCCUAGGUUUUGGAAUGAGCCAAAAGGUGGGCCAUCUGGAUUUCUAUCCAAACGGAGGAAGGCAGAUGCCUGGAUGUCAGAAAAAUAUUCUCUCAACCAUUAUUGAUAUAAAUGGACUAUGGGAAGGAACCCGAGACUUCGCAGCUUGCAAUCACCUGAGGAGCUACAAGUAUUACGCAAGCAGCAUCCUCAACCCUGAUGGCUUCCUGGGCUACCCAUGUGCCUCCUACAAUGAGUUUGAAGAG